GGCCUUCUUCUUGCGUCACUUCCGAUUCCUCCUUUUCCUGGCGGGUGAUUUGAACGUUUGCAGGCACAAACUUCCCGUUUGGCGCGAGCCUAAGUUGGAGACCGAGGUGAGACUGAGCCGGAUCAUAGACAUGUCGGAGCGGCGAACGCGGUCCGGAGGGGCCGCCCAGCGGUCUGGGCCCAGGACUCCAUUUACUAAGUCUUCGAAGAGGUCCCACCGGAAAUCUGGCUCAGAUCUCCCAAACAUCUUUCCUGAAGUCUGGCCGAAGACACCUCAUGCGGCUCCAGUAAGAAAGGCCAUCAUCUUGAAGAAGAUCGUGGCUCAUGCAGUAGAGGUCCCAGCUGUCCACACACUUCGAAGGAGUCCUAGGAUCUCUUUUAUCUUGGAAAAAGAAAACAACCCUCCUCUCAAGGUACCCACAAAGGAGGACCUCUUCAAGACCUGUAGUGUCCCUGUUACCCCCGCCAGCACCCCAGUACUAUACGCUCAUAACGUUGAGUCUAACUCUGGGGAAGGAGAGCUGGACACCAGAGACUUGGAAAUGUCCCAGAAAGUCAGGCGAUCAUACAGUCGGCUUGAGAGACUCAAUACUGCCUCAACCUCCACCCCUGGCCGCCGAUCCUUUUUUGGCUUUGAGGGACCUGAAGACUUGCCCCAAGUCUCACCCGUCAUGUGUUCAAAGUUAACUGAGAUCCCAAAAGUAUCUUCGAAGCCCUUGGUUCCAGACACAACGCUUCCUGGAAUCUCUCCUCCAGUUGUGAAAGAAAAACGAAGGAAGAAGGUGCCAGAGAUCCUGUCUCCCACAGGCAAACUGAGUGCCCACUCCAAGCAGGCCUUGAAAACAGUAAUGCAGCCUGCUGAGCCAAAGCUAGGAGAACCUGAGGCUGAGGACUCCAGGGAGCCCAUCAUGGAGCCAUCUUCAGAGCAAAAGUUGGACCUGCAGUCAGAACCCACUGUCACAUUCCUGUUCACACUCCUGAACACUCCUGAGCCCAAAGAUGCUGAAUCGGACACAGAGACACUGGAGCACCGGUUCCUGGGUCAGGAAGACUGGGGCCCGAAGCGUACUUCAGAGGAGAUACAGAAUUUGCAGAGGGACUGCAUGAGGCUUCAGGAGGCACUUAACACCAACCAACAGGACAACCUGGUCCUUGAAGAGAGGCUACAAAACCUGGCUACCACACUGUACGAGAACUUGGAGGACACUCUGCUCACUCCAAAGAACUAUAGCGUCACCCAGAAGACAGCUGAAGUCUCUCAAGAGGAAGGGGGUCACCCAGGAGAAAGCAGGGGUCACCCAGGAGGAAGCAGGGGUCACCCAGGAGAAAGCAGGGGUCACCCAGGAGGAAGCAGGGGUCACCCGGGAGGACACAAAGGACACCCGGGAGGAACCCUUGGCUUUUGGGCAGCUGAAGAGGGCUUCUGCCCAGCGCUACUCCCUUGAGCCUCCCAUACCUUUGCCAGUAGCCACCCCAUUCUCAGAAGAUAGUGUCUCACAAGAACAGCAAUCAGCCCUGGCCAGGCCUGAGGCCAGAGAAUGGACACCUCUUCAGGAGGUGGUUCCACCAGUCAGCCCCGCUUUAAGCCCCAGCAAUAAAGAUCCACACUGAGUUGCA
Mesocricetus auratus (golden hamster) is the source of this 1616-nucleotide messenger RNA. RefSeq names its product cell division cycle associated 5 (gene Cdca5). Lineage: Eukaryota; Metazoa; Chordata; Mammalia; Rodentia; Cricetidae. The record is from RefSeq and is a predicted model, not a curated record.